UGGCCACAGACCUUGGCCAUAGUUUUGGCUCUAACCUGUGUUUCCUCUCUCUCCUGUUCAAAGUUCGCGUUUUUAUCACAUUCUCACCGCGAAUAAUCAAUUCCCAAAAUUUCAAUCGUGGCCGCGUUCUCGUUCAUUUUUUAAAGUGCGCGAGUAUUCGUUUACUUUCUUCCGUUUAAUCAAGCUUUGUUGAUAAACUUAUUUAGGUGUUCCAAUUUACUAUUGAUGUAACAGCGUCCUUCAACUUCGUGACAAUUCUUUGCAAAGCUCCGAGAGCUUGCUGCUCUUGCGGGAGUGUCAGGCUGUCAGGGUAUCACGCUUAAAUAGUCGUGAUUAUCCUUCUGAUUUGCCCCAAGUGCCAUUCUCUAAUUUAGUUGAUUCUUGCAAAAGAAUUCCUCGUUAGAAAAAAUGGCACUCAGAGAUUUAGUAGAAGGAGAAUGUGGACGAAACAGCUCAGUAGUCAAGCUGACGUCGCAUUUUGUACAGGAUCAAAGUUUAAAGGAUGAAGGAGUACGUCAUCCGUUCACUCAUGAUGACAGCUUCACAACUCAGUCAGAGCAGUUAAUACAGCAGUUCUUCGAGGAGACAAUGAGCAACUCUCCAACUUUCCGUAUGGACUCCUUGAUAGCUGAGAUGCGCGAUUUAGAAUCAUCUUCGACUGGUGUGACUGGGCCAGUCCAGUCGGCCCCUGUCUCACAACUUGCAUUUCAAGAGGACUCCGCUUCCUGGGAAGAUCAGUUUUUAGGAACAGGAUCACAGUUUCAGGAUGUAAAUAGAGACUCAAUAUGGACAUCUGAUCCUUGGAAACCUAAUAACAAUCAAGUUUCAGAAUUAGGUUUUGGCCCCUCAUGGGCUCAAGAUUAUUUAGAGAAUCAACAUGAAUUAGAGGACCCAAGAAACGAAAUAUUUUUGCCUGAUAUAUCUGCCUCUGAAGAAUAUGUUGAAAAAAGCGGAACCGAAUCGGAGCUGCAACAGACUGCCAAUGAAGUGGUCUCUGCCUUAGAUGAUUCAAAAUUUACUUACUCUAAGUUCAUGAAAUUCAUGCGACAAAUUGGUGAUGGCGGAGUGUCUGUCCAAGAUGGAGCUGUUAUACACCACGACUUACAAAACAGUUUAGAAAAUAGCAAUGAAGUAGCAAGUUUGUGGUCGCAAGAGCACUUACAAAAUUCCUCUUCCAUAGAUAAACAAAUUAUUGAGGACAGUAGAGAAUGGUCUGAAGAUUUCGCUGCACAUCCAGAUUUCCAGUCCACGAAACAGCAAGGUGAUGAAAAAUUCUCACAACAGUUGUGGAAAGAACUCAGUGAGCGAUGGGAGAAAAUGCUCAAUGUUGAGGAGGAAUCUGAGUCCUGGAACUCGGAGUUCACUAAUUUCAAUUCAUUCAAGAAACAGUUUUCCCUUGUGUUUAAGGAAUACACUUUUGCGCCUGAAAACCCGGUAGUCAAUGAUAAAGACGCAUUUGAGGAGGGGAAGAAGAAACUUGAGGCUGGAGAUCUACCCUCAGCAGUCUUGUGCUUUGAAGCUGCAGCGCAACAACAGCCAGAAAAUGCGCAAGUUUGGCAAUUACUUGGAACAACUCAAGCGGAAAACGAACAGGAUCCGCAAGCUAUCAGUGCCUUAAGAAAAUGUCUUCAAUUAGACCCCAAAAAUUUGACAGCCUGGUUGGGGCUGGCUGUAAGUUGUGCAAAUGAAAACUUCCAGAAUCAAGCCUGUUACGCCUUGAAGGAAUGGAUCAGGAACAACCCCAAGUACUCAAGUUUAGUACCACCAGGAAGCUCAAGUCCAGAUCAGAUGAAUGUUCUAACUUUAAUGUCAAAGGAUUUACAUGAUGAAAUAAAGAGUAUAUUUUUCAAAGCUGCCCGUCAGAGCCCUACCAAUGACAUUGAUGCGGAUGUCCAGUGUGGCCUUGGUGUCCUAUUCAAUCUGAGCUAUGAAUACGACAAGGCCAUAGAGUGCUUUAAAACAGCCCUUCAGGUCCGACCAAAUGAUGCUAAACUUUGGAAUCGACUUGGAGCCACCCUGGCAAAUUCAGAAAGAUCAGAGGAGGCAGUAGAUGCUUAUCACAAUGCUUUACAACUUGCUCCUGGCUUCAUACGAGCGCGAUACAAUCUAGGCAUAACAUGCAUUCAUCUGAAAGCAUACAAAGAAGCGGCAGAACAUUUGCUGCAGGCUUUGAACUUCCAAGCAGCUGGGAGAGGAGUUGUUGGCAAUAGUGGUUCAACCAGCAUGUCUGAUUCAAUAUGGGCAACUCUUAGACUCGUACUAUCCCUCCUGGAAAAAGUUGACUUAAUACCUGCAGUUCAAGAUAGGGACUUGAGCAGGCUGAACAAGGAAUUUGACCUAGAAUAAUUCAUCCGGCUAAAAUAUCCCCCCCCUAAGGACCCAAGUGUAGAAUAAUGAGUGGCUCAAAGGUGAGGAUUGCUCAAAGAGCAAUCAAUGGAUUGAUAAAUUAUCAGUUGAAGCUCGAGGUUUAUGUGUAGGUAUUCAAAUUUAUCUUGGGUCCUGUCUUCUUUCCCAUUUGAAUGUUAUUUCGUUUAUCUGUUUUUUAUUUUAGUUUUAUCAUCUUGAUCGCAUAAAACAGUGCAAGAUUUUUUUCAUUGUCAAUGUUCUGGAAUCAUUUUUAACCGGCUGAUGCACUCAGUCAAUGUGUAAAUUUAUUGUAUUGAAACCUUAUGUUAAUUGCAUGAUGCCUGACAGCUGUAACAUCUAGGUCCUGAAGUCUAUGCAGUCACAAAGGUUUUAUACACUGAUUCUGAAUUUUUAAUAUUCAACUGACAUCUAUAUCCAUGCAUUAACAUCGAUUAUAAAGUGCAAAACAAGGAUAUGUGCGGUGAGAUAAUGUUUCAGAAACACAAGUAUGAGCUAUGUUUUGAAUUCUCACCAGCAAAAAAAUGGUCUGUGGACCUCCCACACAUGAACACUUUUCGAUCUGUAUCCUUCGUAAUUUAGUGGUCGAACCCAUGUAAGUAAAAGCUCAUUGUGAGUGACUGAAUGAAUUCUGAAAUACAAUUCCUCAGUGUAAAAGAAGAAGCCCAUUGAAAUGACACCAUCCAAUGAAUAUAUGAACUCAAAUAAUUAAAGACUGAAUAGAGGCUCCUAUCAUUCUCAAUUAGAAAUUUUUUCUCUGAGGGUUUUCAGUUAAAGCUAAGUGUGUAGUACAUUCACUGCUACGAUGGUCUCUCAGAAUAAGCACUCUAACCUCUGGAAGGUCACUGCUCCUUUCUGUAAAAAAUGUCAUCGCACACAAGCUAAUGAGAAAUUAAUGUCAUAGUAAAUGUCAUCAUUUGAUUGUCUCAGUGUUUCUAGCCAACUGUUUAAUUAAAUGUCCCUCACAGGUUGAUUAGGUGAGGUGAAGAUGGAAGUCUUCUAAUACACCCCUCCCCGCAAACGAUAAGUCAUGAUUUUACUCAGUUUUAAAGUGACCUCUCCAGUGGUGAAUGUGUCAUCAGUGUCCAUUAGCUGUUCCUUUAAAGCCAGUCUAGAAGGCCCAUGCCCUGAAAGUUUUUAGAAAAAGUUUUUUAAAUUUUUAGAACUAAAGGUUUCAAUUUUUUACCCUGUUUUCACGAGUGUAAUUUCUGAAAUUUCUACCUUCAUGCAGUUAAUUCAAAUACUGCAUCUCUUUUUAUUUUUUUUAAUGUAAUUGACGUUCUUGUGAAAACAGGCUAUAACAUGUAUAUUUUUAUUAAUUUGUACGUAGGAUAUUAUUUCUUAAAUAUAGGUAUUUUAUCGUAAAUCCAUGUCAUUGGCUCAACGUGGAUUAAGGAUUGUUCAGUUAUAUUUGCUUAACCCUGCAGCAAUCCAAUGUGAAUCGUUCUUAAAUUGUUUGUGUGAUGACUGUCGAAAAAUCUUCUCUAGUUUAGAAGCAUCAGGGAAGAGUGAAAGGGGCCUUUGGAUAUGUUCACUUCAUCCUCAAAAGCAUAAAUACAGCCAAAGUUAAAGCGCCAAAUGAAUACUAAUGAAAGAGCAUUCUGCUUUUUUUGUUGCUCUUUACAUAAAGAGUGAACUGGUGGCUGAAAAUUAAAGCUGUCAAUCAGAUUUUAUAUGAGACCAAUCUCUAUCGCAGAAUACUGUGAAAAAGAAGAAAAAGCUUUGGAAAGAUCUUAAAAAUCUUCCAAUUUUAUGCCUUAUGAAGUUUACGAAAAAAAUUCAUUUGGCUCCUUAAAAUCGAACUUACUGGUUAAGGUGGCUCCCAGAAUUUUAGGGCACCUAUAGAACACUGAUAUGAUUUGAUUAGAUUUUGUUAAUUCUAAUUCAUUCAGAGGUUUUGCUCGGUUCACUCAUUCCUCGUUGUAAAGUGUUUUCACGGUAGAGUUCUGAUUGAAAUGAAAGUUAAUAUUAGUCGUUGAGUCAAAUGUGCUUGCCCAGUCAAUGAUGAUAAUUAGUUAAGAUUCUGACUGGGCCUCUUUUUUUUAAAAUUUUUGACUGUUCCGUAAUUGUUUAAAAUGUUUUUUUUUUUCUUCUUUUUUUGGAAAUGAAUCUUUAAUGAAAUACCCUCAAGUAUGAUCAAUUCAUUUCCUUCUUUGUAUGUUAUGAUCUGAAGGAGGAACCUCCGCUCAUCAUGAUUUUUUUUUUCUUUUUAAAGAACUUUUUUUUCAACUUAUUAGUUUCUUUUUUUUUUGUUGAGUUUCAUCCAGUUAAUUUAUGUUUUAUAAAAGUUGUUUCAUGAAACUGUUAAGAUCUUAGUCAGUGAGUUUAUUAACUCUGGAAAAUGACUUUCUUGAAAGAUCACCUUUUUUUGUUAUUCUAUUAUGGCGCAAGAAAGUUUGGCCCAAUAAAGUUGUAUAUUGGCUUAUUGGCCGUUAUACUCAGUUCUAUGAUGUUCACUGAAAAGGUUGUGUGAAAAAUUGAGUAGUCAAUGGAAAUUCAUUGUUUCGAAGAGUUGUCCUAUUCUGCAUUUCUAGGCAAUGAAAACUAAUCCAGGUUUCGGAGAAAUGCGUAUGCUAUACCACUAUUUAACUGAACUUUUUUUCUUUUUCAUUCCUGAAAUUAUUUUUGUCCCUCGUUAGAGUGUGGAAUUCUACUUAAUGUGUACGUACUAUACAGUUUCAAUCAGAGUAUUCACACGUCUAUUUUUUUUUUAUUUUAUUUAUUUAUUUUAUUUUCAUUUUUGUUUUCUUCUACCAACGAAGUAUCACAUCUUUUAGUGUGUUAUUUCUACUUACUCAAUUGAAGAAAUUAAAAAAAUUAAUGAAUGAUUCAUAAUAGGUGUUGAAAUGAAAUAAAAAAUGGUGGUUUGAUUAAUUUUUUUUUGGAUGUAUGAUCCGUAUAUUCAAGCACUAAUUGAAUUCAGUACUGGCUCUUUAGUUCCCCUUGCAUCAUUCAACCACCAAUUUUGGGACAGGAUUUCUUGUUAAAAGGUUUCUAACUUUCUGUUUUUUUUUCUACUUCUUCAAAGUAAAGUUUUCUUCAUUGUGUUUUUUUUUUCUUUCUUUCUUUUUUCGACUUUUGGGUACUUAUUUCUAUAGAAUAAAUCUAUCAGCUCUCAAUAACUUGCAGUUUAAUAUUCCAGCAAGCAAGCAGGUACAUAUCUACACUCAAUCGUCUCCUUCCUUUAUUUAUCUAUUAUUUUUCAUAAAUAUUUUAGUGCUGCUCAAUAUAUCUCAUUUUUCACAGCUCCUGUCAAAUUUUUGCCCUUAAUUUCCUGUAAAUGUCAACCUCAAACUAUUAUGGUAAAUUUUUCUCUUGAAUUUCCCCUGAGAUUGAAUGUUGUAUUUUAUAGCUCUUCUUAUUUUGUAGAAAGCUUAACUUUCGUAUCCUUCUUUUUGUUCGUUUUUCUCUUCUUUUUUCCCUGCUUUUGUUCAAUUUUUUGCGAUAAUGAUUUAAGCUACAACCUCAAAGCAAUUGGUUUUUGUUCUGAUUUAUUUCUGUUUUUCAGCUUUAUCAAGUGUUUUGCAAACUAUCUCUUUGCACCUAUCGUUAAAUAUUUUCUUUGGUUGGGCUUAAGAAGGCUGAGGUAGGUCGUAGGUUCCCCUGAUCUUGAUUAGCCCUUCUUCAGCCCAUGAUUUUGAUAAAAAUUGUUCUCAUGUGUUUACUUUUUUAUUAAUAUUAUCAAUAAUCUUUUAUAGUUGCUGGAUUUUAUCUUUAUCCCAGAAAAAUUUCAUUGACGAAGCAAGUUAUCACUGCCUGAUUACUUUUGACUUUUUUUUUAGCUUUUUUGCCGUUUUAAGAAUAUUUUGGUUCAUUUUGUUUCACCUGUGGCAGAAAAGGGAUUGUCUCUUUCUGUAAGACAUCCAAUCGAAUGAUUUCACUUUGAAAUGUUAUGUCACCCAAUUGAUAUAAACGUAAAAAAAUUGUAUAUUACAAUCAGGAAGAAUAUCUGAAAGUAUUAGUUUACUUAGAAAUUCUAGUGUGUUUUUUGCUUUUAAAUCCAUGAAAUUUAAAGCGAUGAAUAAAUUAUCCACUCAUCUAGUGAAUGCAAUUCUACUAGUAGGCCAUCAAGCGUUAUAAGUGUGUGCCGAAUUUUUCUAAUGCUAUCUUUUUUGUUCAUUUCACAAAGAAAUUUUUUUUUUGUAAGUUUGUGACUCCAAAGUCUUAUCCUUGAACUGAAGAAGUAUCCAAUUAUGCAUAAAUGAUUUUUGAGCCAAGCGUGUAGUCAGCAAAUCGAUAACCUAUUUGAAAAGUAUCUUGAGUUUCUUUGCACAUCAGCAAUCGGCAUGUCUAAUCGUUCUAUGUUAAUUCCAUUCUUGUCAUGAGACGAGUACUUUUAGUGUCUCAUAUCAGUGAAUUUUUUCUCUCUUAAAACAUUGAUGUGGAAUUAUAUUGUUCUCUCUCAUUGUCAGUUUAAUAUGUUUAGUAAAAUAUCCCUUUGUUUAAUCAGGCUUGUUUAACAUGGUUCAUGUGGCCUUUGAGAGAGCUUGAAAAGUGCUGAAUUUUGAAUUGUUGAAUUAUAACUUUGAAAGUGCUUUUUUUAGAAGGUGCUUAAAAACUGCUUCAUUUUUAAUUACUCUUUUCUCAUUGUCAGCAGUGACAUAAAGAAAAAUUUAAUGUUGAAGAUAUUGUUUUGAAAGACGUUUUAAUGACAAAAGCAUUUGCAAUCUAUCUUCAAAGAGAACCAAAAAUUACUAGUUUGGACUCACCAAGACUUGCGGAAAAAAAACUGUCCGUUUAGAAGAAAACCACAAGAAAUGUUCUGAAAAAUGCUCGAAAAUUUUCGAAAAGUGUUUGAUUUUUUAUGCUUAAAGCUGCCUGAACUAUGUUUAGCUUGUAGCUCCCAGAACGUAAAAUACCACACUAGGAAGUUGCACGAAAAUUGGUAUUUUACUUUAACAUAUUGCGAGGUCUACAUUAUUGGUCAUCAAGUAGGUAAAUUUGCCCCCCCCCCCUCCAAAAAAAAAAUAAAUAAAUAAAUAAUGAAAAAUCGAAUUCUUUCAAUUUUUUGCUAACAUUUUCUUUGGCAUUGAUGAAAUGCAAUAGUGAAUUCCCUUCCUUUUGUGCGCUCCUCUUAAAUGAUUUCCGGUGGAGUUUAGAGACGUAAAUGACCACUGCACCCCUACAAUUUCAGCGGAGAGUUAAAAGUUGUUUUACUUAUUUGUACUUGUACUGAUACAAAAGCGAGUAUCACCUGUGGCGAAAAUCAGUCGAAGUAUUUACAUUCUUACCCUUUUUUGCAAUCUCUCCUUCUCCCUCCCCAUUCCCACUCACACAGAUCCAUCCCAGGUCCGCCCCCUUCUCAUUAAAAUUUGGUUCUGUACAUCAGUUUAUCUUCAUUUGUCUAUCUUUUUUGAAAUAUUUAUGUCAGUGUUUUAAAACAUGUAUCACUCUUAGUAUCUGACCAAUGAAAUAGUUUGUAUCUUAUUCUUUUAAUUGACUUUUAUUCGCGUGCUCAGAAAUGAAACGUAAAAAUGUAGAUCCUCCCAUUUUCAUGAUCCCCUAUUUCAAGAUAAGAGAAACCACCACAGGAUGGUCUGCUUAUACCUGGAGUAUGUAUCUCUCUUUCACCCUCUUUUUGUUAUUUAUACACAGCCCUUAUGGUUUUUUUUUUUAAAUCAACCCGUCAUUUUCUGCCCGUUUUCAGCCGAUUAAGUAUCAUUUUACCAUGAUUAUUAUACUGGAAUAUUUUAUUUGCUCUUAAAUAUGAUUUAUGUAUUGAAUAAACUAUUUAAAAAGCA
Messenger RNA from Bemisia tabaci, 8105 nucleotides. It is a transcript of the gene Pex5, whose product is annotated as peroxisomal biogenesis factor 5. NCBI's taxonomy places the organism in Eukaryota, Metazoa, Arthropoda, Insecta, Hemiptera, Aleyrodidae. Gene Ontology annotation, biological process: protein import into peroxisome matrix, docking. Gene Ontology annotation, molecular function: protein binding. The record is from RefSeq and is a predicted model, not a curated record. Gene Ontology annotation, cellular component: peroxisomal membrane; cytosol.